Molecule: messenger RNA, 31547 nt
Organism: Coregonus sp. 'balchen'
Lineage: Eukaryota; Metazoa; Chordata; Actinopteri; Salmoniformes; Salmonidae
Source: the annotation of a GenBank genome assembly
CUUCUGUCGCGUGUUGAGUUUAUCAUGUGAUUCACCCAGUUCCUGGAACACUACGGACUUCUGCUCUAUGAUGUCGGACAUGGCGCUGUAGUUUAUAAUACUGGAUACAAAGCAUGGACUCACUGUGCAAUUGUAACAAGGCUGUGCCUUGGAAAAUCGUUGUAACGUUACUUGUGUCGAUCACAACGGUCCUGGUUACAUUUCCCUCCGUUACAGCAGGCUCUGAUGUCAGCCUCUGGUACCAAGACCUCUGCAGGUAAGGCACCGCUCGCUCGCGCACUCAUGACAGUAAACAAGAGCGUAUAAAGCUUCUUAGCAAAUGGAAAGUGUAUUUAGCAACAAACGCAGCUUAUACAGUGCAUUUAGAUAAAUACAGUACACUGAUACAAAGUUUAUAUAUAUAUAUAUAUAUAGGGCCCCGUGUAGUUCAGUUGGUAGAGCAUGGCGCUUGCAACGCCAGUGUUGUGGGUUCGAUUCCCACGGGGGCCAGUAUGAAAAAAAUAAAAUGUAUGCACUCACUAACUGUAAGUCUGCUAAAUGACAAAAAUGUAACAAAAAUAUGUAUAUAUGUGUGUAGGUAUUAUUAUUAUUUUUACUAUUUUCCACAUUGUAGAAUAAUAGUGAAGACAUCAAAUCUUGAAGAAACUUUCAAAGUUCUUGAAAUUGUCCUUAUUGACUGACCUUCAUGUUUUAAGGUAAUGGACUGUUGUUUCUCUUUGCUAAUUUGAGCUGUUCUUGCCAUAAUAUGGACUUGGUCAUUUACCAAAUAAGGCUAUCUUCUGUAUACACACACACACAACACAACUGAUUGGCUCAAAUGCAUUAAGAAGGAACGAAAUUCCACAAAUUAACUUUUAACAAGGCACACCUGUUAAUUGAAAUGCAUUCCAGGUGACCACCUCAUGAAGCUGGUUGAGAGAAUGCCAAGAGUGUGCAAAGCUGUCAUCAAGGCAAAGGGUGGCUACUUUGAAGAAUCUAAAAUCUAAAAUAUAUUUUGAUUUGUUUAACACUUCUUUGGUUACUACAUGAUUCCAUAUGUGUUAUUUCAUAGUUUUGAUGUCUUCACUAUUCUACAAUGUAGAAAAUAGUAAAAAUAAAGAAAAACCCUUGAAUGAGUAGGUGUGUCCAAACUUUUGACUGGUACUGUUGUGUGUGUGUGUGUCGAAUGUUGAAUAAGAUUUUAUUUUGUUGAACGAUUGUCGGUGGUGUUGGUCCUUCAGCUGGUCGAAAUUAGACACAAAAUAUCCACAGGAAAGUAUUAUUAAAAUAACUUCAAAACGCGGGUCUAUUUGUGUGGCAAUCAAGAUGUUUGUUCAUGACCGAAGGCAGGUGCACAAGACGGAAGUACAUGCACGCCAUGCAUGCAUACAAACAGGUGUUUACAUGGUUUUUGGGGCGGCAGGUAGCUUAGUGGUUAAGAGCGUUGUGCCAGUAACCGAAAGGUCGCUGCUUCUAAUCCCCGAGCCGACUAGGUGAAAAAUCUGUCAUUGUGCCCUUGAGCAAGGCACUUAACCCUAAUAUUGCUCCUGUAAGUCGCUCUGGAUAAGAGCGUCUGCUAAAUGACUAAAAUGUAAAAUGUUUUGCGCAUGUGCCAGGUGAUAAAAUAUCCACAGGAAAGUAUUGUUUACCCAACUUUUUAGAGCGCCAGUAGGCCUACUGAAGUUAACAUUUCUGUCUCAAAUGUCGAGCAGCUGAAGGACAGCUGGUAGAGUAAGUUCAAAUGUAAUUUUAUUCAACAUUCUGACUUGUAAGGCAGAUUUCCACGAUUUUGCAGUGCAUUGUUUGACUGUAUCCAAGAUCCAAUUGGUAUUAAAAGUCUGAUUUUAUUACGCAACCGUAGCCCCUGGUCCAGUUUUGACGAGGCAGUUUGGAUAGAAAGGUGGUGUCUCUAGUCAGUUGGCUGAUCAGGGUGUUAUUAUGAGACACACUUUUUAUGUAUUUUGUAUUGUAUUUUGCAUUGUAUUAUGUAGUGUUAAGUGGUUGUCUCGCCUGGCUAUCUUCAGAUUAAUGCAGUAGCUGUGGGUCCCUCUGGAUGGGAGCGUCUGCUAAAUGACUAAAUUGUGAUGUAAAUGUAGUACUAUGUAUAUUAUGUGUUUUAUUUGUUGUGUUUUGAUUUCUGUUUGGACCCCAGGAAUAGUUUUUUCCCCUAGUUUGUGGACACAGACAACUAAACAGUAAAAUGUGUAUGCUUUAUGUAAACUUUGAGAUUGUGUGAAUGUUAACAAAUGCAUUUCUACAUGUGAUUUUUUUUUUUUCUUCUCUUCACUUUUGCUCCAGUUUCAAAUGGGAGGCUAUAGACCAGGACAGCAAAGUGAAAUACACACUGAAGCUCUGUGACUCCUCACCUAACACAGGAUGUGGGGCCGGUAGUGCUGUCUGUGCCCGCAACCUCACCAGUCAAAAUGAUCAGUCAGUGGGUGAGUAUAGUUAGGGACAGGAAUUUUCCCUGAUAGUGUGAUCUGGUCAGGACCAACUGGGCACAGGCCCUUGUAGCCCCUUAGAAGGCUCCAGAGUUUUUCCUGGUCUGGUAACUUAUGCUGAGGGAAAACUAUUGGCCCUAAGCAAGGCUCUAAAUUAUCUUUUUUCAUUGGUAGCACUGGAGCUCCUAACUUUAAAAGUAAGGCGCACCAGACAAAAUUUAGGAGCACCAGAAAAAAAUACGACUUUUUUACUGCAAAUGACUGUCCUAUCAUUCUUAAUUGUCAUCAGUUGUUACCUUGAUUAUGUAGAACGCAUCACUAGAGAUUGGGCAAGACAUUAGAAUAAAAACACAUUUUAAUAAUUGUAUUCAAAAGUGCAACAGCAACCAUUUUUAUAUAGGUGAUUAAAACAUAACCUUUAUCCUAUUUAAAAGUGCAACUGUAAACUGUUAUCCAUUACUGCAUUCAGAUAAUCUUAAUAAUAAUAAUAAAAAUAACAAUACAAAACUGUAAUAAUAUUAAUGUUGUAACAAGGAAACAUGCUGACAGAACUGAUACUUGGAUAAUUAAAUAAAUGUUUAGUCUCUCCUCAGAAUAACUAAUACAUUUAUUUGAUCUAGAAUCUAGCUAAUAAUUCAACUUCCCGGAUAGUGUCCGCGAUGGUACCAAUAAUGUUUGCGCAGGACACUUUCCAUAUGUCAGGUUGAUUUUUAAUCCAUCAUUUUUCUGGGUGAGUAACAUGGGUAUGAAUUUCAUAAAAGCCAUCUCCUCUUUGGCAAUGCAGUAAGAUGUGUUAAAUUGAAUCUCUAUCUCAAUGAGCUCUGCCUGUUGACCGGUUUGGGCUGCCACCAGUUUCAUGUCAAAUACGGCUGCCUGAUAGUGAUGUUGCUACCGCCAAAAUUCGUCGCACUUUAAAGCCCUGGCCCAAAGUCUAGUACAGGGCUCUGCCUCUGUCAGGAGGAUGUGCUGAGGGUUCAUUAAGUGAGGUUGGCAUCUGAUGAGCUGCCCUGCUGAUAAGGCAGAAUGUUUUGCUGCUGGAAAAUAGAUCACUGUUGUGGAUUCUGCUGUCAGGACACAGUGGGGGUCAGCAGUAGCAACAUGAACACCUUGUAAUGAGGGGCCUUAAAGGCUUCCAGUCAGAUGUCAGUCAAGUCAAUGCCCAUUGAUUCAGUUUAUUUGUUUCACUGAAGUGUCGGUUUAAUGCUGUUGCGUAAAGACACAAUUUGUGAUAAAGGACUAAGUUUGGGUAAUGGUUAUAUGUCAAGAGUAAGGUCUGGUCAGUCAAAACAAGACUUAAAAGGUAGGCUACCUUUUACUGGGAGUUUAUCUUAUCAGACUGAUCCUCAAUGAUGACACAGGCUUUUCCUGUAGUAUUUGUAAGGAAUGUCAUAAAAUCCCCAAACUGAAAACACAGGAGCCUUAUCCUCAGCUUUUGCUGUAAACAGAGGAAGCAACGAUAUCAAACUAAUUGAAUCACACAGCUUGAUACUUGGUUUUGCUUCACUUUGGUCCUGAUGUAGCUAAGCAUUUCAGAGAAGUGGUUUUGCUCGUCAAAUAUAGGCUAGCUGUUUCAGCUAUAAAUCUUUUGUGGUUUACAUGGACUUACUCAUACAUUUUUUAAGCUCCAGUGAAUCUGUACGAAUGAAUAUACAUUGUAAGAAGACCGUGGCAGGGAACAGGGUUACUGGGCUAGACUAUUCCCGGGGCACUUGGUCAUGACCUUCGCUCAGUGACAAGUCAGUGUUAGGUCACUCUCAGGAAGAAACAGGCAUGAUUAAAGUCUACAUCAGAGAAAUGCCUACAGCUGGUAUGACACCAUGGUCUCAAUUCGACAAUCUCUCAGUGUGAGAGUAGGACAGGAAGGGGCUCUUCUGACGGAUCUAAUGCUGAUAACUACUGUAGCGACUAACCUGUCUUUUGUGUAGGAAUAAUCAGAGGUUAAAGGUGAACCAGAGCAGCUGCCUGUUCACAUGACUGUGACUUCAUGCUAUGGAACAUAGAAACACUGAUAAGCAUGGAACAGACAAUUUGCAUGCUUUGAAAUCCUCUCACACAGCUUUGCUCUGAAUUCCACCAGGCUGCUUCCAUGCAGGCAAUUGACCUUGCAUAAUAUGCGUUAAAACCUUCCAGAAAAGCACCAGGGAUGGACGGCUUUCACAUAUAAUUUUAUUUGAUAUUCUGGGACAAAGUAGUGCCCCUACUUACUCAAAUGACAACACAUGCCACUCAAUUCAGUGCUUCAGAGUUCCAUGUAUCAAACAGUUAUUUCAGUUGUAUUAAAACCAGGAAAAUCUGGAGAGUCCCCUGCAUAUUAGACCCAUACAUUUAAUAAAUUGAGACAAUAACAAAACUCAUUAGCAACAGAAUGGCAAAAGUAUUACCAGACUUUAUAAAUAUUACUCAAACAGGGUUUAUUAAAAAUAGACACAAACAAAUACAUGAUUUAGUAUAAUACAAUAUGCUAAAAAACAAGAUGUACAUUUAUCAAUAAUGGCUCUUAAUGCCGAAAAGGCUUCGCCCGUCUUGAGUGGACUUUUCUAUUCAGAACUUUGGAAGCAUUAAACUUUCCAGCUGAAAUAAUCCGUCAUAAAAAUAUUAUAUAAAUAUCCUAAAGCAAAAAUAUAUACAAAUAAUGCAUUAUCUGAUGAAGUUGCUUUAGAAAGGGGUACGAGGCAAUUGAACUGCUUGGAGAAAUAAUUAGACAGGACCCAAGCAUAACAGGUAUCAGUAUUGGUAAACAUGAAUAUAAACUAAACUUAUUUGCCGACGAUCUCCUGAUAUACCUGACUAAUAUUGAAAACUCAAUGCCCCCCCUUUUUAAAAGUAUUUUCGUAAUAGUCUAAAAUAUCAUGAUAAAAAAUGUACGUGAUUUUUUUGUUUAAAUAAUGGCAAUAAGAAAAAUAAUAACUCAUGAUCUACAGCAAUACUUUAAGUGGACCACAAAAAAUAUUAAAUACAUAGGAUGCUUAAUAAGUGACAACAAAUAUAUAAAGAUAACUUUAUUCCAUUACUCAACAACAUGAAAGCAGAUCUAAUUAAAUUGAAUAACCUCACGAUAAAUCUUACAGGUAGAACAAAUCUCUUUUAGAAUGGCAUGGCUCCCAAAGUUUUUAUAUCUAUUACCCCAUGAAGACAUUCUUUUAAAAAGUAUACUCGUCCAUAACAGACAUCAAAUGGGCAAAUAAAACUCAUAGAAUAAAUAGUAAAGUUUUGCAAGUGCCUAAAUCUGAGGGUGGUUUUAACCUUCCAGAUUUGGAAUUGUAUCAAUUCGCCACCCAAUACUUUUACUUGAGAUAUAUUGUUAAAUGCACUAAAGAUUAACGAUGCGUACAUAUUGAUGAUGCACAUGCUCAUCCCCAGAAUCUUUUACAUCUACAUUUUAGUCAUUUACAGUUAGUGAGUGCAUACAUUUUUCAUACUGGCCCCCCGUGGGAAACGAACCCACAACCCUGGCGUUGCAAGCACCAUGCUCUACCAACUGAGCCACAGGGGACCUUUUCACGUGUUUGUUUUCAAAGGAAGGAGCUAAGAUCAUUAACAACUUCAUAGUUAACAACAUGGAAGAAAUUGAACAGAUUCUACAAGAACCUAUAUCACUCCCUAAAAAACACACCCCUAUGGAACAAUCCUUGGAUAGCUUUUAUGAAUUCACCGAUAAAUUAUUCAUCGAUAAAUUGGCCCACAUGGAAAACUAAAGACAUAGAAACCGUAAAUGACAUGGUAAUAGGAAAUACAAUUUCCAUUACAGAUUUAAAAAGCAAUUUUGGACUGACCAAUGUAGACAUUUUCAGAUAUAUGUAACUUAAAGCUGCAAUAUGCAGCUUUUCGGGCGACUCCACCAAAUUCACAUAAAAGUGUGAGUUAUAGAUCUGUCAUUCUAAUUGAAAGCAAGUCUAAAAAGCGGUAUAUCUGUUCUAUGUGCACUAUUUCUAUGGUUCCCGUUCUUAAGUUUCGUUUUUGCGUCGUUUGUGUUCGGUUUUGAACACCAGCUAUAUUUCACAGCGGUUUAGAUGGUACAAUGAUUCUCUACACUAUACUUGCUUGUUUUGUCACAUAAACUGAAAUUAGGCGACCUAUUAGAAUUUUAGCAACCAGGAGAUGGUGGAGCGAUUUCUGCAUAGUGCACCUUUUAAAAGUUUUAUAUCAUGGUUUUGACCUGAAAGCUUUUGGACAUCAGAGCAAUGUUGAGGGACUCAGAUAAAGAUACUCAUAUGAUAGCUAAGACAUACAAAACCUUGCAGAGAGCCUAUCCAACUGACAAUCUCUUAGAAAAAAAUAUAAACUAUUGGAAUCAAGACUUAAAAAGAACUGAUAUAGGCGCAAGAUGCAGGGAGUGUUGGAACAUAACUAAUGAAAUGACAGUUAACGAAAAUGUAUGCUUAAUCCAGUAUAAACGAAUGUAUAGAAUUUAUUAUUCAAAUUCUACAGCACAACGGCAGAGUCAUGUCUUAAGUGUAAAACUAACAAGGACUCAAUAAUUCAUGCCUUCUGGGAGUGCAAUAAAGUCCAAAAAUGAUGGGCGUAGUUAGAAAGUUGGCUGUCAGAAGUUUUACAAUGCAAGUUUACUUUGAAUCCCCAUAGCUGCAUAUUUCAAGACAUGGCAUAUGAGGGUGCAGUGAGAAACCCAAUGGGGUGGACCAUACUUUUUUCGGCAAUGAUUUUGAAAAAACUUCUACUUAAAAAACUGGAAAUCAAAUGAUCUUCCAUCAUUACGGGGCUGUAGUGGAACAGGUUGAGCGCUUCAAGUUCCUUUGUGUCCACAUCACCAACGUACUAUCAUGGUCCAAACACACCAAGACAGUCGUGAAGAGGGCACGACAAAGCCUAUUCCCCCUCAGGAGACUGAAAAGAUUUGGCAUGGGUCCUCAGAUCCUCAAAAAAUUCUACAGAUGCACCAUCGAGAGCAUCCUGACUGGUUGCAUCACCGCCUGGUAUGGCAACUGCUUGGCCUCCGACCGCAAGGCACUACAGAGGGUAGUGCGUACGGCCCAGUACAUCACUGGGGCCAAGCUUCCUGCCAUCCAGGACCUCUAUACCAGGCGGUGUCAGAGGAAGGCCCUCAAAAUUGUCAAAGACUCCAGCCACCCUAGUCAUAGACUGUUCUCUCUGCUACCGCACGGCAAGCGGUACCGGAGUGCCAAGUCUAGGUCCAAAAGACUUCUCAACAGCUUCUACCCCCAAGCCAUAAGACUCCUGAACAGCUAAUCAUGGCUACCGUGACUAUUUGCACUGCCCCCCCCCACCCCAUCCUUUUUACGCUGCUGCUACUCUGUUAAUUAUUUAUGCAUAGUCACAUUAACUCUAUUUUUACUGUUAAAAAUAAAUGCACUGUUGGUUAAGGGCUGUAAGUAAGCAUUUCACUGUAAUGUCUGCACCUGUUGUAUUCGGCGCAUGUGACCAAUAAAAUUUGAUUUGAUUUGAUUCAUCAAAUGUAGUAUUAUUAUUUAAAUAUUGAAAAGGUGUGGACUUUGGAGAAAAAUUGAACAAUGCAAUUUGAGGGCAUAUGACAGAGUGCUACAAAUACUGGAAAGUUCCAGGGGAAGGAUGAGGGGGAGUGUCGUUGUGAGAUACGUGAUGUGUAUGCUUGCGGUGGCAACGUGGGUUUGAGCAGGUGUGAUAUCUUUGUUGAAAUUUGUGUGCGUCUGUUUGUCUUUUGUUUAUGUAUGGUUGUUAUUGUUUGAGAAAAAAUAUAUAAAUAAUAUCGUACAAAAAAAGAUUCUUCCAUGUCACCUCUAUUGUUUAGUAAUUUAUGUUACUGGGUCAGCUGAGUAGCAAUUUGUCAGCUCUAGGCACUGCUGAAUAGAUUUAAUUUAUGACACUGAAGAUAUAUGAGCGAAAAAGUAUGGUGCAGUGAGCAUGAAGGGGAUUACAAUGGAACUUGUGAGUGUGACAGUGUUCACUAACACAGCAGUGGAUACAGUCACUGCAAUCAAAAUACAGUACAAUCAAUAAAAGCUAAUAGCAGUGUGUUUAUGCAGUGCUAUCUGGGAAAAGCGGUAGAACAUUUUAGAUAGGCUAGUGAUGGGUACAUACAGCUUUGCAGUUGGUGCUGCCCCCUAAACCUCAUCACCUAUCCCUAAGAAGUAGUUUUCUGCUGUGAAAAGCAGUUAGUCCUUGCUGGAUUCUGCCCCUGGGAAACAGAAACUCCAGCCAAUGUGGUUCGAGGGGAAUAACUGGUUAUAUCUGGUCAUAAAGUUUCUCUCUGCUCUGUUCUCUCUCCGGUUGAAGUUUAGCUGUAACUGUAUGUAUGGAGCCUGCCCAGGGGCCAGGCUGUUGGCAGAGCAGACAGAGACGGGCAGUGUUGUCCAGUGGGUCACAUUCCCAUGCUGUUUAUCUCUCUGGACUGUACACGGCCAGACAGCUCGGCAGAAAAAUGUCCUCGACUACUAACCCUUCCUGACCCUGUGCCGUAAUGCUUUGACCCCACCACUGUAGGGAUAGUGGGAGUUGGUAGAGGCUUCAGAUUCAGUUGAAACCUGUAUUAAUCAUCCACUAGAAACCACUGGGAAAGUUCUGGGUUUUGGUGAACUGUUGAGUUUGUAUUGUAGGUAGUGCAAUGUUCAGUAUAGCCUACUGAAAUCCUUAAACAAUUAUAUUACUUCUUUCAGCAUUUGCAUGUUUAAGAGGUAUGUGUUUCUCACUCAUCCACUUCUAUUUUCAGGUGAUCUAUCCUUGAAGAAGGUGACUGGGCGCAGCGUGAUAGAUUUCAACAGCACUGAGAAGUGCCCAGGCAGUAGUGGGACUAAUGUCCAGAGCAGCAUCAGUUUCCAGUGUGGGAAGACUAUGGUAAGUCACCCAGUGACACCUGUCAUUACAAAUGAAGAGUAGUCAUGGAAAAUAUAUGUAUUGAAGGUUUCUUAUGAAUUUCCUGUCAAAUUAGACUUGUGGGUUUAGUUUGAGAAGAAUUUCACCGCAAAGCAUGUCUGUUCUUUGUCAGUCUGGUGGUGAAAUGAAACUGCAACCACUGUGGUGGUCUCUUUAUUGAACAUUUUAAGUUGUCUCUAGGAACAGAACAAUGAAUUAAACAUUUAUAUUAAGUAGCAUAUAGUGAUGUAAUAUCUUUAUAAAAAAGAAUACCAGGCCUGCCUGUUGAUAAGCAGUUGUGUGUAUUGACAGUGAUCAUAGCUGGAACGGUAGCUUUGCAACUGAACAAACACAAUAAUGGUGGUAGUCCAGUUCCUCAAGUAGUGACUUCCUUGUAUGUCAUCACACAUAUUGUAGCAGAGAGGAGAUGAAACUGUCAUGUCAUAUGUCAACUAAAAUGUUUUUGCUCUUACCCCCAGGGAACACCAGAGUUUGUUACUGUGGCCCAGUGUGUUCAUUACUUUGAAUGGAGAACAUAUGCAGCCUGCAAAAAGGAUAAAUACAAGCCCAAUAAAGAGGUAUGUCUGAAUAGUGAAGUGCAGCUGACACAGCAGGAUGUGUGUGUGUGUCUCACCUCUUUGAAUGCAGGCAUGCGUGUGUGUGUGUGUGUGUGUGUGAGGCCGCAGUGGUCCCCCUGUGUUGGGGGAGGUGAGUCUGAGAUUUUCCACACUGGAGAAUGUGCCUGUCACAUAGUCCCAUGAGUUCUCAGAAAGUCACUCGCUGUCUCUUGUGUAGAGAAAAUAAUAAAUAGAAUAAAGGAAAUGUGUUUUCAUUGAAAUGUCAACUCAUAUUGGACAUCAGUUACAGUAUGUACCGAAACACACUGAAAGUAGAAGACCAAUCCUGUCAUGUUGUAAUUCUACCUUUUUAACUCUGUUUAGGUCCCAUGCUAUGUCUUUGACACGGAUGGGAAAAAGCAUGAUCUGAACCCACUCAUCAAACUCACAGAUGGUUACCUGGUGGAUGACUCCGAUGAUGAAGUUGACUUUUAUAUUAACAUAUGCAGAAGCCUAAGUAAGUUUCUUUAAUAGUAUUAAUUGUCUUAUGAUUGAUUGAAGAUGUUAGUGCCAGUGGUUUUUCUUAUUGCUUCGUAUUGUGACAAAAAUGGCUCUGCUUCCUCCCCAGACCGACCAGAGAGCCCCUGCCCCGCGAGCUCUGCUGCCUGCCUGACCACCAGCAAGGGCUCCUUCAGCAUGGGCCUACCCACUACCCAGCUAGAGCUGGCCUUCAGUGACAGGUAUAGCCAUGCUAACGCUAACCUCUCCACACACAAACACAGGCCAUGCUAAUCGCUAGCUAGCAUCCUCUGUCUCUAGUCUACCUCAAGCUUGAUAAUUGCUGUGCGACCUUCAUGCUGACCUCUUGGUUAUCGACCAGCUCCAGAGCUGCAUUGCCUUACUGAACGGCUGAUUUUUCUCUCUCUUUCUCACCGUGCCAGAUUGAGGCUGCGAUACGAGGGAGCCUCGGACAGCCCGCCGGACUUCUGCAGCGGCCACACCCCUGCUGUCACUAUCACCUUCAUCUGCCCUUCACGCAGGCAGGAGGUAAUAGAGACCUGGGUGUCUGUCCCAUGGAUCCACCAUUGAUCAAACCAUACUAUUCAUCAUACUGCAGAAAGUAUUUUUAUAUAGAAUAGUGGUAAUUCAUCAAAUAGAAGUAUGCUCCAUGUCAACCUACACUUUAACACUUUGGAUUAAACUACAACAUUUCCUUGAGGCAGUUAUGGCUAUAAGAUGUCAUUUUUGUCAUGUGUGACCUUUGACCUUGCCAUUACAGGGUAGUGACCCCAAGAUGACAGCCAAGUCCAACUGCAGGUUUGAGGUAGAGUGGGUGACGGAGUAUGCCUGCCACAGAGACUACCUGGAGAGCCACAACUGCACCCUGACCAGCAAGCAGCACAACAUCAACAUAGACCUCACCCACCUCACCCUCGGCUGUGAGUCCGCCAGCCCCACACACAGGCUUUGAGAAACAUUUGGCAAUGCAUAUUUUUUGUGUAACACUAUGAGUAAUCAUGUGACGUUUCUAAUUCUCACUGACUCAGGUUAAUUCAAUUCACAGUUGAAUCUAGUUCCUCUAACAGUGAAUGAUACGUGUUGAAAUAUAUAUAACUAAUAUCAAUGUGUCACGUUCUGUCUGUGUAGCUACAGACGUCCCCUAUAUGGCUGAGGCCAAGAGCAGCGAUGGGAAGGACAACUAUUUCUACUACCUGAAUGUGUGUGGGGAGGUCAAGGCAGGAGAGUGUGUUGACGACCAUCAGUAUGUGUCUGCCUGCCAAGUCAAAGCAACGGGAGAUCCGAGCAAAAAGAUAGCUGGGAGAUACCACAAUCAAACACUAAGGUUGUUUAAUAUAAAUACAUAUUUUCUUGCUAUUUCUCUUCAUCGCGCUCCAUCUCAGCUUAUCUCUCCUUCUCUUUGUAAUUUGUAACAUUACAAAAUGUUUUAUUUCACUCUAUUCCAGGUACUCAGAUGGCGAUCUGACUCUGAUCUAUCCAGAUGGGAGCAGGUGCAGCUCUGGCUUUCAGCGCAUGACCAUCAUCAACUUUGAGUGCAACAAAACAGCAGGUGAGCAUAACCCAUAGCAUGUCUAAGAAGAAAACAAGGCCCUUUUAAAUGAACAAUACUUUAUUCUGUAGAGGUCCCUCCCCUAAGACAGAAAUCCAUGUCUUAUCCAUCACGUUCUCAUUAUUCCUCAUUUCCUCAUUCCUCAUUUGUGUGAUUCCCAGGAAACGAUGGCAGAGGCUCGCCGGUGUUCGCUGGUGAAACAGACUGCACCUAUUACUUUGACUGGCAGUCGGCUUACGCCUGUGUCAAGGAGGUGGAGGAGGAUCUACUCUGCAGGGUCAGCCAGUAUAAACACUAUGAUCUGUCCCCCUUAACACGCUACCCUGGUAAGAGUCCUGGAUAAUCUCGAUUCAUAGAGAGAUGUUAUAUGGGCUAUAGCAGACAUAGUACUGAAACCUUGAGUUGAAGAUCAGCAUGUAUGAAUGUAAAUGCCCAGGACCUGACUUCCAAUUUUACACUUGAAGUGAAAGUGAUCCGAAAGAUGAGUAUGAGCUCUAACAUAUUUAAAUAUGGAGGUUAAACCACAUAACAUUCUGUUCGUGGUGUUAUCUGUGUCUUUCAGAGUCUGAGUCGGCCCAGAACUGGGAGGCUGUGGAUGCCAACGCACCCAAGUCAGACAGGAUGCGCUUCUACGUCAACGUGUGUCACAAAGUCCUCCAGCAGGGGGCCACCAGCACAUGCCCUGAGGACGCUGCCAUCUGCGCCGUGGGUAAGUCUGGAGAAGGUCUGGGUCUGUAUUCAUAAAGCGUCUCGGCGUUGGAGUGCUGCUCUAGGAUCAGUUUUGCCUCUUUAGAUUAUGAAAGAACAGGGGGACCUGAUCCUAGAUCAGUUCUCCUACUCAGACACUUUAUGAAUACAGCCCCUGAUGCCAAUCUAUACACAGCAUUCUAUCAAAUCUGAGAAACAAAGAUGUUUGUUGUCCUUAAAACAUUUAUCCAAUCCUAUCUUUUAGGAAAAGACAAAGUCAUCAGCUUGGGCAAAUUCCUCACCUCUCCUACAAAAAGAAAUGACAGCAACGACAUACGCCUGGUAUACACAGAAGGAGAUGAAUGCAGGAAGAACAUGAAAAUGAAGACUAUCAUGAUUCUGAAGUGCAAGCCAGGUGAGUGGGAGAUAGACUUGUAAGUUAGUCGCAGAGUUGAAGGUGAACAAUGAAUUGUCUGAAAGUGGAGCUAGCUAGCAUUCAGUCUACCUGUUCAACUCCUCCUGACUUUCUUUGUGUGUCCCCUCUUCCCCCCCCCAAAACCCCCUGUCCUCCUAUCCAGGUGACCUAGAGAGCGCCCCCAUCAUGCGGAGUGUGUCCAGUGAUGGCUGUGUGUAUGAGUUUGAGUGGUACACGGCUGCAGCCUGCGUCAUGUCCAGGACAGUGGGGGACAACUGCAAGGUGGAAGACCCCCAAGCUGGUAGGUCACUGGACCCAGAUGCCUGCCAGCAAUGGAGAUAUGCACUAUGGCUGUUUUAAUGCAUUACUAUAACUGUUUCUCUUUUGUCUUCACUCUACAGGGUUCUCAUUUGACCUGUCCCCCCUGUCUAAACCUGGAGGAGGCUUUUACAACAUGUCCAAUGGAGAUUAUGACUACUUCAUUAACGUCUGUGGCUCUGUCACUGCAGCCAAAUGCCCUCUGAAAGCAGGGGCCUGUCAGGUGGACCAGAGGCAUGUUUUAUCAUACUAAAUCCUUAUGAAUAUAGAGGAGGUGGACAUGCCCACUAACAGUAGUAGGAAAAAACGUAUAUCUGGGCUUUGUAAAUGUGCUUUAGAGUUCAGGCUAAUGUUAGAGGAGGUCUGAAUGUACUGUCUGUUUUAGGAUGUAGUAAUACUACAGCUUCUGUUCUUGUGUUUGGUGCGUCUGUCUGUUACAGUGGCUCUAACUCAUGGAGCCUGGGGGAGUUUAACUCUCAGCUGUCCUACUAUGAUGGGAUGAUCAAGCUGUCCUAUGGUAACGGCUCUCAGUACAACAACAUGCAGCACACUCUGCGCUCCACUAUGAUCUCAUUCCUCUGUGACCGAGAGGCCGGCGCCGGCAAGCCUGAGUUUCAGGUACUGACUGGGUCAUGUCAUGUCCUGCUGACAGAGCUCAUCCAAUCUCUAAUAAGUAGUUCCUCAUAUGAUUCACCUAUGCAGUGAUUCACCUGUAUAAUAAUUGACCAUGAAUAUACCACUUUCAUAACCAUAUUGAUCCUCACAGGUUGAAGACAAGUACACCUAUAACUUCAGGUGGUAUACAUCCUACGCCUGCCCAGAGAGGCCACAUGAGUGUGUGGUGACAGACCCCAACACACUGGACCAGUAUGACCUCUCCAGGUGAGACCCCUGCACAAGGAUAUGUUAUGACUAGGGCCAGGGAUUUUCCCAGAACACAAAGCUUGAUCUGGAAAAACUCCAGGUGUAGACAGUGACCACGUUUACAUGCACACUAAUAUCCCAUUAUUAUUUGGGAUACUCAAGUAUUCUGUUUUUGAGUUUACGCAAAUAAACAUCAUAUCCCGUUUACAAUAACCGGAAAAAGCUUGUAUCCUGGUUAUGAGAAACCCGGAUAAGAUGCCUGGGAUAUGCUGAUCUUAGACGGGAUACUGUGGCAUGUAAACACCUUAUCCUGUGUACUGUUGUUUUUCACAGUGCGCUUGCUCAGUUUCGCAUAUUAUGGGUGUUGUGUGAUGAUAUUUUCAUCUGAUUGUCAAACAAAUCACUUCAAAAAGUAGGCUACCUGCGCAGUUACUGUAUAUCCACCAUAAUCAUUUAUUUUGCUGAUACUCCGUACUGGACUGUGAAGCCUACUGGCUACUUUCACCCCUAAUUUAGACAUGUUUCUGCUUAUACUUUCCGACAUUUGGUAGGCCAUAUUAUAAUUUCCGACAUUUGGUAGGCCAUAUUAUAAUUUCCGACAUUUGGUAGGCCAUAUUAUAAUUUCCGACAUUUGGUAGGCCAUAUUAUAAUUUCCGACAUUUGGUAGGCCAUAUUAUAAUUUCCGACAUUUGGUAGGCCAUAUUAUAAUUUCCUACAUUUGGUAGGCCAUUUGUUUGUCAACUAUAGUUAGUUAGAUACAUGCAGCUUCUCUUCUGUCAUAACUUGUUGCCCCAGAAGACUAAAUAAAGUAGUGCUCACCAGAAUAAUGUCUUACAUUGAUAGAAUGAAUGCAUCAGUAAUCUAGUUAACACCGGAUAAGUUGUCUGUUUCGUUUAGGGACCGGGGAGAAAACACAAUAAUUCCAAAACAGUGGGAAGAUUGUUCCUGUGCAAAAUGUCCAAAUGUCAUCAGUUUGACCAGUUUUAAGGAAAUGAAAAGCUGAGAAAACGAUGAAGCACUUUUCUGAUAAGACUUCAGUUUGUUUUGGGUGCAUAUUUUAUGUGUUUGAAAUACUGUCUGCUUGCAUAACAGUGUCAAAGAUAACACGUUACAUACGCAUUCGCAUUUUCUCAAUAGAUGCUGAAAGAAAUAAAUCAUAUUUCUCCACUCCUGUUCCCUGAGACAAAAUGAACAUUCGGUGAAUCAUUUUACUGCAAGAAAUGCAUAAUUCUGCAAGAGUUAAUAUUGUAUUAGGCUACAUGUGAGAGGUUAUAGGCUUACAGUCAGUGUCCAUAUUUCAGUUAAUAUUCCAUUUAACCCAUAUGAACUUAAAUUAGGAAUAUUAUGUUUAUUCAUGAAUACAGGGAUACCGGUGAGCGGGAUUCAAAGGUGCAUGUAAAUAGCUUAUCUCGAAUAAGACCUUAAGCUGGAUAUGAGCUACUAUCCAGAAUACUGUGGGCAUGUAAACGUGGUCAAUGACUACGGCUUAGAAUUUAUACUGGUCAGGUCAUGAAAAUCUCCCAGUCCUAGUAAUGUCCAAUGAAGGCAGACAUGAAACAAUAUUUGAGGAAUAAUGUGUGUAACCCUCCUCUCUCCCAGUCUCUCCCGGUCUAGUGGAGGGAGGAACUGGCAGGCCAUGGACCUGUCUGACCCUAUCAACCUGAGGAAGUACUACAUCAACGUGUGUCGUCCUCUGAACGCCGUGCAGGGCUGUGACCGCCAGGCCUCCGUCUGCCAGAUGAAAUACCAGCCUCAGCAGGUUAGUGUCAGAAAUACAGGAUGUCCUGUAGGAUGAGUUUUACUCACUAGGAUGUGUGUUAAACACUGUUUGGGUCAUGGAACUUGCACUUCAGUUUCCUCAUAUAACCAGAUUAGUGUCUGACAAAUGGUGUUAUCUGGAAAACAGCGCAUUAAUAAACAGCAUUAAAAAGUUGACACUAUUCCCCCAAAAAAUAUUUUUUUUUUUGUUGUUUAUAUAAAUUGAAGGUAAGGUUGAUAGUAUCCCUCUUCUGGUUCUGGUAGCCAUUCACUCUGGGUCUGUCUUAGUACUGUAGCUCGACGUGACUCUGGACUUUCUCUGUGUUGUUGUCAACAGGGCAUUCUGUCUGAAACAGUUUCUGUCACUAACAUGGGCCUGGCUAAGAGCGGUCCAGCGAUCGAGGAGAAGGACCGCCUGCUGCUGGAGUACACAGACGGCUCUGAGUGCAUCUCAGACGGCCUGAAACUCACCCACACCACACGCAUCCACCUGGUCUGCUCCAGAGGAUCUGUGGUAAGUGGAAUGGCAUAUUUAUAGGGCACUGUGUCAAAAAUAAAUCUGGUUUUGUUUAAUCUUUAUGUCAUAAUGUCUGCUUAGGAUUGUAACACUGAGAUGUGCCUGUCUUUGUCUGUGUAUCUGCAGUCGUCCGGCCCUCGUUUCCUCAAUUAUGGGAACUGUACUACCAACUUCAUGUGGGAGACCGGGGCAGCUUGUGCCAUCAGUACGGCUGAUGACAAGAACAUGGUGAGCUGUUACAUUACACAUCAACUGGAAGCAUUAUAAUGUUUGUCAUGAUGUCUAACCUAACAUAGCAGGUGUAAAAGAAACGCCUGAGCGGUGCUUCUUUCUAGUCCUGACAGAAAAAUGUGUACUGUCGGGGUAGGUUCUCUUCUGUACUGUUCAACCAAUCCAGUAAAUGUGGAGGAGGAGUUAAGAUGCAAUGUCGCUUUGUUAACAUCCAAAAGCGGAAGUCACAUCACAGGCUUUCUUUCCAUUUCCCCUGAAAUGGGUGCAUGAUGUCUGUAAAGACCUUCUGUUAGAUUGGUCUCAUCAAUUAUUUUUGUUGAUGGUUCUGUCUUCUAUUCUAUGGCAGACCUGCUCUGUGAGGGAUCCCAACACUGGCUUUGAGUUCAAUCUGCUUCCUUUGGCCUCCAAGACUGGCUACAAGGCUGAAGGCAAUGGGAAAACCUUUGUGGUAAGUCACAGUCAAGCUGUCUUAGUUUUGUGUCCUCAGGCCUUCAUAGCAGAAAUUGUGAAUAAUGUGUAUUUCCCAAGGCUAGCCCAAGGCUAGCCCUUCCUGGGGUGAAUUUCUUGUCUGCUAUUGGAGUGAAAUGUACAGAAGCACAUUUUUCGUGUAGUAGAGUUGUUGGGCACUGUGCCUGACUAUAUGACACUGUCCUCCCCCCAGGUGAAUAUCUGUGGCGAGGUGGCAGAGUGUGGGAAGGACCAGGGGAAGCCUGUAGCUGGCUGUGAGCUGGACAAUGGCCAGGUUGUUAGUCCUGUGGGAGUGGAGAGAUCUCCACAGUACUCUACUGACGGCCUGCUCACACUCACAUACAAAGGAGACAUGAAGAGGACUACAGGUACAGUCGAUGGAUCCAACUAUCAUCACUCACCAACGGGCUAACACUGUGGCUAAAUUAGCAUUGCUGGAAUAUGGAAGUCUGAACUAAAUGCAUGUUUUGGACACUAAAGUGUACUAAAGUCAGGUUAUGAAUGUUUUAGUCUGAGCACUAACUUGUUUCCUCCCUCUCCCCCCCAGGCACCAGGGACACCUUCACCGUUAGUUUUGUUUGUGACCAGGACGCCCACCUCGGCACUCUGAAACUGGUCCGAGAGGAGCUCAGCUCGUCCACACUCGUCACCCAUGAUGUCCUCUUUGAGUUCUCCACAGCUCUGGCAUGCAUCCCUGCCCCUGUGGAUUGUCGGGUCACUGGUAGGAACAAAACUGUUAAUGCAGCGGUUCCCAAACUAGAGGUUGCGAAUUUCCAAAAUCCCCCAAAAAAGAAAAACAUAUAUGUUUUUUAAAGUAUCGUCUUUGUAUCUCAAAAUCAUUGUAAUGUGGAUAACCUUAAUAAAAAUAAAAAUGAUUGAAAUCUAAAAUACACAAUUCCACCAGAGAGUGCCCUUAGAUUGUGGGAAAAGGCCGCACUUGACCAUUGCGCUUGAAUCGGAACUAUUCAAGUGCAACAGUCAAGUGGGUCCUCUCGAGCUGUCAUGUGACCGAAUGCUGCAGACGACGGCUUCACGGGUCACUACGGAGGACUUUUGGUUCCUGACUCAAAGGGAAUAAUACCCUGCCGUCUCCCACAGAGCAUUACAACUCAUGGUACCCUUCGCCAGCGCAUAUCUGUGUGAAGCUGGAUUCAGCUGUUCUCUCGUCUGCAUUAAAACCAAAUAUCAAUCCAGGUUGGAUGUGACACCAGAGAUGAGGUGCGCACUGUUGACCAUAGCUCCUGACUUUGAGAAGCUCUGACGCGACAUGCAUCAAGCACACCCAUCUCAUUAGUGGUGGUGAGAUAAUGGUGCUUUCAAGACAACUGGGAACUCUAGAAAAAAAACUAGGUCAAAUCAUGACAUCAUUGAUCUACAGGUCGGAAAGUCGGAGCUUUAGAAAGAGGCCCGAGUUCCCGACUUCCGAGUUGGAUGACUGUUCAAAACGAUAUUUCCCAGUCGGAGCUUGUUUUUUCCGAGUUCUCUUGAACGCUCAAAAGUCUGAGAUUUCAGAGUUCCCAGUUGUUUUGAACACGGCAUUAGACAUUUCAGACUAAUUUGCAAUAGACUGUCAUAGCCCCACAUUAAAUGUACUGUAUGCGAGUUGAGAACACAAUCAGAAUUACUGUUAGAAUGUUUUGCUAUUGACUGCCAUAGCCCCAAAUAAAAAAGUUAACAUUGGCUGUUAAUUAAAUACUUUUUUCACAUGAUUGGGGUCACGAUAUAGAUGUCUUCAGUAUGGCUCUAACGUGGCGUAUAUCACUUUAUCAAACUGGUCAUAGAAAUGGGUCUUCUCAUUAAUUGAAAGAUAUUGUUCAGCUUCUCAUCCUGGAUUCACAGAGUGAUUGUUUGUCCUACUCUUUCAGAUUCCCAUGGUAACGAGUAUGACCUGAGUCACCUGAGCAGGGACAGUGAAGACAGUCCCUGGGUGGCCAUCGACACUUCUGAGCAGGCCAAGAAACGCAGUUUCUUCAUCAACGUGUGUAAACCUCUGCCUCCAGUCCAGGGAUGCCCCGGUGAGUCGCAUGCAAUUAGCCUAUGUGAAGGCCAGGCAAUGAGUCAUUGCUUGGCCUUUAUGAGGAUUAAAAGGGUGCUGUUCCAGGCCUCCCGAGUGGCGCAGCGGUCUAAGGCGCUGCAUCGCAGUGCUUGAGGCGUCACUACAGACCCGGGUUCGAUCCCGGGCUGUGUCGUAGCCGGCCGCGACCGGGAGACCCAUGAGGUGGACCACAAUUGGCCCAGCGUUGUCCAGGUUAGGGGAGGGUUUGGCCGGCCGGGAUGUCCUUGUCCCAUCGCGCUCUAGCGACUCCUGUGGCGGGCCGGGCGCAUGCACGCUGACAUGGUCGCCAGUUAUACAGUGUUUCCUCCGACACAUUGGUGUGGCUGGCUUCCGGGUUAAGCGAGCAGUGUGUCAAGAAGCAGUGCGGCUUGGCAGGGUCGUGUUUCGGAGGACGCAUGGCUUUCGACCUUCACCUCUCCCGAGUCCGUACGGGAGUUGCGAGGAUGGGACAAGACUAACUACCAAUUGGAUAUCAUGAAAUUGGGGGGGGAAAGGUAGAAAGUAAAAUAAAAUAUUUUUUAAAAGGGUGCUGUUCCGUCAGUCAAUCAGUAUUAAUCGAUGUUCAGCUUUUGCGUUUGACUACAUGCAUGUGUUUCAGUCAGACUGUAUACAGUAUGAGUGUCUGUCUUUUUAUACGUUUGUACCACAAAGGAGUCGAUUAGUUUCUCUCUCUGUGUGAGGUACUGUCAAUGUUAAUGGCAUUCUUUGCUAAUUGUCCACCUCCAUCUGCAGCUGGUCUCCUGGGUGCGUGUGGCACCAUGGAGGGUAAAGGUGUAAACCUGGGCUACGUCCAGUCCAGCCCACAGGUGGCCUCUGACGGCUCCAUCAGCAUUGUCUACCUCAACGGGGACCGCUGUGACAAAGGCCACCACUCCACACGUAUCAUCUUCCAUUGUGACGACAACCCUGUGAGUAACAUACACUUGCAGCUUGCUCUGUAUGGGAAUGCUCUUCCAUGUUAUGUUGUGGCAAGAAUCUGUAUGAAAUGUUACUUAUUGAUGUUACUGAUCCCAUUUACCAUAUAUUUUCCCUCCUAAUACCUAUAUUUUUCUUGUUUGGUUCCUUUACUAACAGGGAUCUCCUGUAUUUGACCUUCAAGACGGCUGUGAAUAUGUGUUCGUCUGGAGAACCUCCGAGGCGUGUCCUCUCACCAGUGCUCAGGGUAGGUUUGGGAGGAGGAGGCUGCCAUGUUUAGUGUCGUGGCUCUGGCUAAGACUGAUACUUCUCUCCACCGGUGUCAUCAUCGUGCUCAAGGUAACUCUCCUCUCCCUGACUCCUGCAGGUGAAAACUGUAAAGUCAAGGAUCCCAGAAGUGGCUACAUGUUUGACAUGAGCUCCCUGUCAGGGAAGGACUACAUGGUGAAGAGUGGCCAGUACCAGUACCACUUCUCUGUCUGCGGGGGGCUUCAGAGCGGGAUCUGCACACACAAAGACCCAGGAAGUGACCAGGUGUCAGCCUGUCAGGUGAAAGGCAGUACCCACAGAAUCGCUGGUAUGUAAAUCUGUCCAAAAAUAACUUGAGUUGGUUCAACUUCUUUAUAAAGCUUUGAUGAAACCUCAGACAAACAGCUUGUUGAUUAUUCAUCAAAGGGAUGGCCUCACAGACGCUGAGCUAUGUUGGAGAUCAGUUCAUCCUCAACUACACUGGUGGGGAGACAUGCCACAAGAUCUACCAGAGAUCCACAGAGAUUUACUUCUCCUGUCAUCCUAAAAUGAACCCUGUGAGUCUGAGUGAAGCUAAAGAGCAAACGUGUAAUAUAACAUCUAUGCUCGUCACAAAGUGUUUGUGAAUGUGGAAGUUACAGGGUUGUUGUGUUGUUUCUGCCUGUAGGGGGUGCCAGAGUUCAUCAAGGAGACUGCAGAGUGCACCUACCUUUUUACUUGGCGUACUGCUCUCGCCUGUAUCCCAGUCAAGACUACCAGCUGCUCCUACCAGUACGGAUAGUCCUAUUCUAUUCUAUUCUAUUCUAUUCUGGGAGCUGUCUUCCCAACACAACCUCCUCUUCCUCCCAGACAAUGACAAGUUUCCCCUUUGUCAGUUAUUUCUGACUGACUGUUCGGUAUUUUCCCCCCCACAGAGAUUCUAAUGGCAACUCGUACGACCUCUCCUCUCUGGCCCUGGACUCCAGAAACUGGGUGGUGGAGCCCACCACUGGGAAGCAGGAGCGUUACUACAUCAACGUCUGCAAGUCUCUGGUGCAACAGGGGGGUAAGUGCCUAUCCCCAACACCAGCAUCCUUUAUAUGAAGGACACUGGUGGUUCCUGUGUAGUUUUAAUUUCCCAAUUUGUGUGAACAAACAUCAAAAUUCUCGUAAAGUCUUCAGUCACAGUUUGAAUGUGGUGCAAUUAUAAUCCACGCUUGAACCAUGGGAUACAUAUUUAUUUCCUCUCCUCAUGUUGUAGGCUCCUGGAAGUGUCCGUCCAACGCAGCUUCCUGUCUGAAGAGUGGGGAGCAGUAUGUGAGUCUAGGAGAGGCCGAGUCGGCGCCACGGUGGGACCAGAACAUCCUGGUACUCAAGUACACCAACGGAGAGAUUUGUCCCGGUGGACAGAGGAAGAAGAGUACCAUCGUACGCUUCAAAUGUGACCGGGACAAAGUGGUAAGGGAUCAUAGACAUCACACAUACACACGUAACACAGGCUGAGUAGACUGAACAUGUUUCUCCUGUCCCUGCUCCAGGACUCAAGGCCUACACUGAUAACGGCCAUAGAGGACUGUGUCUACACCUUUGUGUGGUUCACUGCAGCUGCCUGCCCCCUCAACAGCAGUCAGCACGGAGACUGCAGAGUCACCAAUCCAGUCACGGGUGAGUCCCACUCCAACACUGAAAACUGAAAGGAGUUUGCCUGCACUAGGCCAUAUUACAAUUCUGAGAAAGUAUUUGCAUUGAGUAUGAUUAACAUGGAAAAAUACCAUCAUUCUCAUAGGAUCUCAGUGCAACUCCUCCAUGUGCUAUUGUUUUGUUUUGACAUGUGUCUGCACUAUGCUGCCCUCCUGAACCCAGGCCACCUCUUUGACCUGAACGGACUAAGCCAAGAGGGAGGAUACACUGUGUACGACAACCUGGACCCUAAGAAGAUGUUCCGGCUCAAUGUGUGUACGGAAGUAGCCAACGCAGGCUGUGGACCAGACACAGGUACAACCAUGUUAUAUCUCACAAGCUCUGGUUUGGCUGGGAAAGCUCUGCCCGGUACUGGUCAAAACCAGAUCCCAACAGGAAUCAGUCAACAGUCCUGCCAGCAGUGAUCAGCUCACUGAGUCAUGGAUCAGAUAGGAUUCACAAAGGUGGUUUACAGUGAGGGAAACAAGUAUUUGAUCCCCUGCUGAUUUUGUACGUUUGCCCACUGACAAAGAAAUGAUCAGUCUAUAAUUUUAAUGGUAGGUUUAUUUGAACAGUGAGAGACAGAAUAACAACAAAAAAUCCAGAAAAACGCAUGUAAAAAAUGUUAUACAUUUAUUUGGAUUUUAAUGAGGGAAAUAAGUAUUUGACCCCCUCUCAAUCAGAAAGAUGUCUGGCUCCCAGGUGUCUUUUAUGCAGGUAACGAGCUGAGAUUAGGAGCACACUCUUAAAGGAGUGCUCCUAAUCUCAGUUUGUUACCUGUAUAAAAGACACCUGUCCACAGAAGCAAUCAAUUAAUCAGAUUCCAAACUCUCCACCAUGGCCAAGACCAAAGAGCUCUCCAAGGAUGUCAGGGACAAGAUUGUAGACCUACACAAGGCUGGAAUGGGCUACAAGACCAUCACCAAGCAGCUUGGUGAGAAGGUGACAACAGUUGGUGCGAUUAUUUGCAAAUGGAAGAAACACAAAAUAACUGUCAAUCUCCCUCGGCCUGGGGCUCCAUGCAAGAUCUCACCUCGUGGAGUUGCAAUGAUCAUGAAAACGGUGAGGAAUCAGCCCAGAACUACACGGGAGGAUCUUGUCAAUGAUCUCAAGGCAGCUGGGACCAUAGUCACCAAGAAAACAAUUUGUAACACACUACGCCGUGAAGGACUGAAAUCCUGCAGCGCCCGCAAGGUCCCCUUGCUCAAGAAAGCACAUAUACAGGCCCGUCUGAAGUUUGCCAAUGAACAUCUGAAUGAUUCAGAGGAGAACUGGGUGAAAGUGUUGUGGUCAGAUGAGACCAAAAUCGAGCUCUUUGGCAUCAACUCAACUCGCCGUGAUUGGAGGAGGAGGAAUGCUGCCUAUGACCCCAAGAACACCAUCCCCACCGAGGUGGAAACAUUAUGCUUUGAGGGUGUUUUUCUGCUAAGGGGACAGGACAACUUCAAUGCAUCAAAGGGACGAUGGGCGGGGCCAUGUACCGUCAAAUCUUUGGUGAGAACCUCCUUCCCUCAGCCAGGGCAUUGAAAAAUGGGUCGUGGAUGGGUAUUGCUAGUGGCCUAGCCAGUCUCCAGACCUUAAUCCCAUAGAAAAUCUGUGGAGGGAGCUGAAGGUUCGAGUUGCCAAACAUCAGCCUCGAAACCUUAAUGACUUGGAGAAAAUCUGCAAAGAGGAGUGGAACAAAAUCCCUCCUGAGAUGUGUGCAAACCUGGUGGCCAACUACAAGAAACGUCUGACCUCUGUGAUUGCCAACAAGGGUUCUGCCACCAAGUACUAAGUCAUGUUUUGCAGAGGUGUCAAAUACUUAUUUCCCUCAAUAAAAUGCAAAUCAAUUUAUAACAUUUUUGACAUGCGUUUUUCUGGAUUUUGUUGUUGUUAUUCUGUCUCUCACUGUUCAAAUAAACCUACCAUUAAAAUUAUAGACUGAUCAUGUCUUUGUCAGUGGGCAAACGUACAAAAUCAGCAGGGGAUCAAAUCCUUUUUUCCAUCACUGUAUGCAGCUGGGUUAUGUAAUGGUCUCUGGCUCUGUGUAACAUGUCGUCCUUAUUGUCUUGAAGACUGUCACCAGUCAGUCACUUAUGGUCGUUUUGAUGUGUGAAGGUGCAGGUGUGUGUAUCAAGGGGACCAAGAGUGCUCUGAGUGGCGGGCGGGCCAGCAGGAAGCUGUCAUACCUGGACCAAGUGGUGGAACUGACCUAUGAGGGUGGGGCUGUGUGUGCCGCCAACCCCGCCCUCACACACAAGAGCAUCAUCAGCUUUGUGUGCAAGGCCCAUGGUGAGGCCAGCACGGGGCCGGUACUGGUGGACUCAGACAAGAACACCUGCACACACUUCUUCUCCUGGCACACAGCCUUGGUGUGCCAACACCAGGUAAUGACCAGUGGCGUUUCCCAAUUCCAAAACAACCCGUAGCCUCCUACCCCUUUGACUUAGUAGAUCUGAAGGGUUGGAUAGAUGUAAGCAUUAUGGCAAUUUGCCUUUUGAUAGGUGGAAUUUCUUCAAUAGUGCUUACCAGUCAUGCCAUACAGAUCAGGCAACCAAUGAGCCCUUGAUGUAAAGUCAUUUCAAACAAGUCAGUGUGCUGCUUGAUAAAGUAGCAGUGUGGUAGAGAUCAGAUGUCAACAGAGGCCCAUCUACUGAUUACUGAGGCUAACUGACUGUCUGUGUUGACUAGCUAAACUAAGUCGUUUGUGUGCUAUUGACUGUACUGUUAGUUACCACUAUGAGGUGGAAGGAAAAAGGGUUUAUUAAUACAUCAUGUUUCGUCUGCUGAAUGGUAGACCUUUAUGGAUUAUCUGUAUGUUCAGUUUAACCUCAACUGACAUAUAGAGGUGUAAAAAUCUUAACAGCUAUCAAUUUUGUAUUAGAAUUGUUUUGCUGUAAUAGGUGUAUUAUAUUUGUACAUUUUGCAAUAGGGACUUUAAUAUGUAAAUUCACUUUGCUGCCUGAUGUAUGCCUUUUGUCUUUGCUAGCCCCCUCGUCUGUCUCACUUUCAUGAUGUGUUCCGUAGAUGAAGUGUUCAGUCCUGAACGGCUCUAGCCUAAUCGACCUGACCCCACUGAUCCACGUGACGGGCUACUACACAGCCAUCAACCAGGACCUGGUGGACAAGGACCAGUCUCCUGACUUCUAUGUCAACAUCUGCCAGCCCCUAAACCCCAUCCCUGGGGUCACAUGUCCCCCAGGGGCCGCUGUCUGCAUGGACCCUGAACAAGGGCCCCCCGUAGUGAGUCACAAACACAGAAACGCAUGCACACACACACACACACACACACACACACACACACACACACACACAGCAGAAAUGAAGACUAUUCAAUAGUAUUACCUCUGUGUUUACAAACCAACAUGUUCAAUGAUUUCUCUCCCUGUGUCUCUCUCUUGCUAACAGGACAUUGGUCGAAUCACCUCCGGUCCGGAGUUUAACAGCGUGACCAAUGAGGUGUCAAUCACCUUCAACAGCACCACCGCCUGCCCCUCUGACCCCACCCAGAACUACACCUCCACCAUCCUGUUCACCUGCCAGAGGGGCCUGGAGCUGGUCAGUACCACACCAGUGGAAGAGAUGACGUGUCUGUAUAUUAGAGACCUCUUAUUGGCUUGUUUUCUCACUGAUGUCUCUUGUGUUGAAAGAUGGCAGAGUUCAGAAAUGGAAGUAAUUUCUUUGAAAAUGAGGUUUGGUGUCUUGGAAAGCUUGUGCAUGUUUAGCCUUUGCGGUAUUAAAGCCUCUCUCCUGUCCCCCCAGGGCUCGCCCCAGAUGAUCAGAAAGCACAACUGUAUGUAUGUGUUUGAGUGGGCCACUCCCGUGGUCUGUCCUGACGCCACGCAGACCAGAGGCUGCAACCUGACAGACUCACAGCUGCAGUUCACCUUUGACCUCUCACCCCUCUCUGGGGAGAUUCAGGUGGGUUGACCUUUUAUAUGUGACCUCUUUACCCUCAACAUAUCUACAUAUUAUGUUAUACUUAGCUAUACGUGUUAUCUAUGCAUUAACACAUCUAUUCAGUGGACAGGGCUUUCUUUCUAAAAGUAGGCAUUAUUGUUUUUCAUGACCCAUUGUCUUUCUCUGCCAGGUGCCUGUUGGCUCAGAGACCUAUAAGAUCAAUGUGUGUGGGGUGGUGGCAGACCCCAGCUGUAAGAACAGUGCAGUGUGUGUGCAGUCGCCAGGCGGAUCAGUGUUCUCCUAUGGCAUCAGUCAGGCCAUGACUAUGGACUACAAACACGAGGAGCAAGCUGUCUUCAUGCAGUAUGGAGGAGGAGACAUCUGCCCUCCAGGUUAGACAUGCUAUCCUCAGUCCCACACCCUGGUGUCUAUGGGCAAGUCAAAUGACAACCUCUAUACCACACAUUGUUUGACCAGUGUCCAAUGUAGCAGUGGGUUAUAGGGAAUAGGGUGUCACAUAAGAGGCAGCCUAUGAUGCUUUGAUGAAGUUGUUGUGGUGCUGUAUCCCAAAGUGAAGCUCAUUUGGGCCUUAUGGUUUCCAUUUCUCCAUUUCAGUGACUGAGAAUGAGGAGGUGUGCGUGUUUCCCUUCAACUUCCUGAAGAAGUCGUAUACACUGUGUACAACCGAGGGCAGGAUGGAUGGGAGACUCUGGUGUGCCACCACCAAUGACUUUGACAAGGACAAGAAAUGGGGAUUCUGCGCUCACGGUAAUGACUGGUCAAAGCAAUGAAGGGGCCGUCUUAUUUUGAGUGUGUGUUUCCUUGAGGUUCUGGGCUUAGCUCUGCUGUGUGUGUCAUGUCUCUCAGUGACGGGGAAGAGGCAGUCAUCCAUCCUGUUCACCUGUGACCAGUCGGCCGGCCAUGGUACCCCACAGCUGCUGAGUGAGACAGGGGGCUGCGCUGCCACCUUCCAAUGGAAAACCAAGGCUGUGUGCCCGCCUAAGAAGAUGGAGUGUAAGCUGGUGAACCAGCACCAGACCUACAACCUGCGCACCCUCUCCUCUCUCACCGAGCCCUGGAAGUUCAGCCACAACAAAACAGCGUAUGUUUAACUUUUCCCUACUCCUCUCUCUCUAUCUCUCUGUCUGUACCACUUGAUGAAGACUGAACAUGCACAGUAGUGGUUAGAUGCUAGAAAACAUUUCAACUCUAGGUUGUCUCUGCUGUCUCCAGGUACUACAUCAACCUGUGCCAGGGGAUCCAUGGGGGCCUGCUAGACUGCCCUGAGGGAGCCACAGUGUGCCGGAGGACCAGCGAGGGGAAGACCCAGACCCUGGGUCUUAUCUACACCCAGAAGAUGGCCGUCUCUGGUGGGUUUUACAGACUGACUUACUGACACUUACUUAUUUCAAGAUGUCAUGUUUGUGUAAUGAACUGAAACUUCUUACGUUCUUCUUAGGUUUGUGUGUUUGUUAAGGAACCCAGUAAUAUUAGUCCUGGUAGACUUAUCUCCUUUAAGGAACCCAGUAAUAUUAGUCCUGGUAGACUUAUCCCCUUUAAGGAACCCAGUAAUAUUAGUCCUGGUAGACUUAUCCCCUUUAAGGAACCCAGUAAUAUUAGUCCUGGUAGAUGUAUCCCCUUUAAGGAACCCAGUAAUAUUAGUCCUGGUAGACUUAUCCCCUUUAAGGAACCCAGUAAUAUUAGUCCUGGUAGACGUAUCCCCUUUAACCAUCCCUCCUUUUCCCAGAUAAGAAGAUCCUAGUGAGCUAUGCUAUGGGAGACACUGUGUGUGGCAACAGCCUCCAGGCCAAGACAGUUGUCCAGCUGACAUGUGGUCCUAAUAUAGGCCAUCCCAAGCUGCUGAGGUGAGUGGGCUGUGAGUAGUUAGCCUGGGAGAGCUUCCUUUCCUGUAGCCCGGUCCCAGAUCUCUUUGUGACAUAUAACCAACUUGUGUUGUUGUUGGCUAUACAGCACAAACAGAUCUGGGACCAGGUUACCUCUCCUACAGGGAAAAGCCAACUGGCCCUCAGUCAGCAAAAAUAUUUGGCCUUGUGGGCAAAACAAACCUGUAUCCAACUCAGCAACACUAGGAAAAGUUACUGAAUGUUCAAGUUGAAGAGGCACUUCUAACCUCCUUCAUAGUUGAAAAUUGACCACUUAAACGUCAGUUUCAAGUCUUGAACGUCAUUUAUUUUUUUAGUUAAACUUUUUCAUCGCUCACGGUUUAAUUUGUAAUUCCUUGAAGGAUGCUUGUUAACUCUCACUACCACACACACAUACUGUACACACACAAACGCACACACACACACACACACACUCAGUGACUCUGUUUCUUUCUGCGUAGCGUGGAUGAAGCCUCGUGUGAAUUCGUGCUGGGCUGGGAGACGCGUGCGGCAUGCGCUGUUCAACAACGUGAGGUGGUGAUGGUCAAUGGAACCAUCAAAGUCCCCAAUACAGGGGCCAACUUCAGCCUGGGGGCCCUCUACCACAGGUGACACCUCUCACCACCAACACAGUUCAAUCAACCAACUUUUAUUGUCACAACAACCCAGGCCAUGUAUCAUCUUCACCCUACAGAUCCACUAAUGAGGAUAUUGACAUACAGUAACCAGUAAACAUCAUAAUAUAAUAUAAUAUAAUAUGCAAUUUAGCAGACGCUUUUAUCCAAAGCGACUUAGUCAUGUGUGCAUACAUUUUUACGUAUGGGUGGUCCCGGGGAUCGAACCCACUACCCUGGCGUUACAAGCGCCAUGCUCUACCAAUUGAGCUACAGAGGACCACAACACCCAGAGUUAAACCAUUAACUCUGACCAUCUUGUUGAAACCUGUUAUGAGUCAAGUUCAUUUGCUGAGCCAAAAACAUGUUAUCUUCAGGUCAUUGAGGUUAUAAAUUGUAAACUCAAGUUGGGAGUGCCUGUGACUGGUCAUGGAUUCACAUCAGGAUUUCCUAAACCCAGACAGAGCGAGAUCACAGGUCAAAGCCUCUUAUAUCAGAUAGAGUCAAAUAUUGCUCCGAACUGCAUGAAUGCCUAUCACAACAACAGUGGGCCUCUGACACAUUUUAACCUCUCUACAGUUGCAGCAGGCAACAUAAAACAAACAUUUAUAAAUGUACUAGAGGGAAGAUAAAAUAAGCCUUUUAUGAAUGUACUCAGACCAGGGUUUUUGUCCCCCUGUCCCCUCUGUAGGCUCCACCAGGCCUCUGGGGACAUCCGCGCCAAUGGGGACAAGUACAUCUAUGACAUUCAGCUGUCAGGCAUCACCAACAGCUCCUUCUCCAAGUGUCUGGGGGCCAACAUUUGCCAGGUGAAGAUCAAUGACAACUACAGGAGGAAGAUCGGAUCCUCCAGCAAGGCCAAGUACUACAUCAAAGGUAAGACACGUGGGCCAGACACAGGUUUACUCCAAAGUGGUAUGGGGCUUUGGGUAAUAAAGUGUGAGUGGGUUUGGGGAGUAGUUUUGAACAUCCUCAGUGUCUCACCUUGCACUUAUUAAAGAUUUAAAUGGAUUUCAACACAAGAUACAGUACUUGGCAAUCAAGUAAUGAUACUUACAUUGACAUCAAUGACUUAACGAGCUCACUCCAUUAAGCUGCUUGUGAUUGAUGGAUGGACUCUCUCUACUCAGAUGGUAACCUGGAUGUGCUGGUCCCAUCUGAGUCUGUGUGUGGGCGGGACAACUCCACGACAGUGUCGUCGACCAUCUUGUUCCAAUGUAACCCCUCAGCCGGGGAGGGCAUCCCAGAGUUCCUGUUGGAGACGGAUGGAUGCCAGUACCUCUUUACCUGGCACACCGCCACUGUCUGUGGCCUAGUGUGAGUCAACAACUCUUUACACACGGACGUCAGGGUGGUGUUCAGUCUCGAAACAGGAGAAAGUGCUUUGAAACAGAGGAAGUACUACCCGAAGUUGUCCUAUAAAAAUGCUACGAGGUGUAAAGUAAAGAGGUGUGACAUUUUGUCUGGUGUGCCAUACAGAACCUCAGAGUCCAAGCAGACUAAUGAUGACGGAGGAGAGGACAGUAUGGGCUUGUCUGGGAGGAGACGGGCGGUCCUGAGCAUGCUAUUGUUUGUGCUGACCAUCUGUUUGCUGGUUCUGCUACUGCACAAACAAGAGCGGAGGUAAGAGAUACCUACUAUUCUUUUACUCCCCACAGCUUUGUACUGUUAUUAAAUAAUCUAUAUAGAAAUAGCUCCCCUAUAAUCUUUUCCUAAGUCUCCUUUUUCUAUUUCCAGGGAGCUGGUGAUGCAGAAAGUUACUGGAUGUUGUAGGAGAGGAAAUCCUGUCUCUUAUAAAUACUCCAAGGUAUGCAUGUUAAUAAAUACUAUAGUACACCGAUCAAACCAACAUAGCUAUGCUACCAUAGAUAUAGAAACCUGAUGUAUGGUCUAUGGGAGCUGCACUAGGUGCACUGGAAGCUAACUUUUUGCCGGCGUGAGCAGAGCAUGAGCCACUUUAUCCUAUUGUUCUCAGGCAGGCCUGAGCUGCACGUCGAAAUCUUCAAAAUGUAAGUUAGAGCCGUGCGAGCCUCUUGAUAAGCCGGCGCAUGCUCUGCAAACGUUACACAUCCGGUAACGCUCCUAUAUUAAAGACAACAUCAAAUCCUAGUAUGCUAUAGAUUCUCUUUCAAUUCGAUGUUUAUUAUUUCACAGCCAUUGAUUCCAUGUCAAUGUAGGUGUUGUUGUGGUAAGUGCCCAGUGUUAAAUCUCACCUCUGUCUUGUCUGUCCCUGCAGGUGAACAUGGAUGAUGAGGGAGGGGAGGAUGAGAUGGAGUGGCUGAUGGAGGAGAUUGAGGCCCCAGCCAUGUCCUCUCGCCUGGGGAAGGUGCGCCAGGAGAACGGCCACAUCACCACCAAGGCCGUCAACGCCGACGCCCUACGCUCCUUUUCCCUGGAAGAGCAGGAGGACAGCGAGGAGGAGGUCCUGUCCGUCCCCGGGGUUCGCGUCCUCGGUGGCCGGACCACCCUGCGGCCUUCAGGAUCCAGGACCCGCUCCUCGGGGCCCCUCCGCAGCGCCCUGCUGGAGGAGGAGAGUGACGAGGACCUGGUAGGGCUCCUGGAGGACAGGAGGGGUAGGGCCAAGCCUCGCCGUGACAACAGACCCCCCCACAGGAAACAACAAAACCCCCAGGAUGACAGCGAUGAGGACCUGCUGACAGUGUGAGGGACUCCUCAUCUCUCUCUCUCUCUGAAUGUCUCUCUCUCUGAAUGUCUCUCUCUCUCUCUGAAUGUCUCUCUCUCUCUCUGAAUGUCUCCACACAACGCAAGAAAGCAGAAACCCCUUAGAGGCUUUUUGUUUUUUUAUCUAAAGGGAACGAUGCAGAAUGUCUGUUGGCUGUUUUACAGUAUUAAAGAGCAGAUAUGUUUUUGUCCCCUCUUCGAAAGAAAGUUGAUGCCUUCCUGAUGACAAAUGGUGUUUUCAUCAAUGAAUUGUUUUUGGACUAUUUGAUUUAAUUAAUGUACAUAGGUAAUGCUAGACAGUGCCUUCAGAAAGUAUUCAUGCGCCUUGACUUAUUACACAUUUUGUUGUUACAGCCUGAAUUCAACAUUUAUUUAAAAAAAAAAAAUUCUCACCCAUCUACACACAAUACCCCAUAAUGAUAAAGUGAAAACAUGUUUAUAGAAAUGUUAAAUAAUGAAAUACAUCAUUGGACAGGAAAGUGUGCAGCGCUUUAUAAGAC